UUUCUACAUUCGACGUCACGUCGAGUAUAAGAGGUAAAGGAUGAGGGAAAUGCAGUUGUUAGUCUUCAAACUGGCAUUCGGUCAGCACAGGUCAUAGCUCUUAGUCGGUGCCUCAAGUGUUACAGUGAUCAUCUUUGACCUACUGGAAGAUAUACGACCAAAAACAUGAAGCUACAUUACCUUGGGGUGGUACUCCUCAUAGUUAUACUAGACUCACACAUCAACGCCCUUCCCCUAUCUCAGGAUGCCCCUCCAGCCUCAGAAAUAGCCAAAAUCCAAGAAACCAAGACUGAAACCUCAGAAGAACCACAGAUCGUACCUCAGAAAGAAACAGAUAAGAAAGAACCUGCAUUGCCUGAAGAAACGAAGAAAGUGGCAGAGAAGGUCGAAAUAAAAAGUGUAGAAGAGCAUAAAAAAGAAGGUAAAGUUACUGGCAGACAAUCUUCUAGUGAUGACGACGAUGACGAUGACGACGAUGAUGAUGGAGAUUUAGAUUUGGGAAUAGAUGAUGAUGACGAUGACGAUGAUGACGACGAUAGUGUGGCAGAAGAUGACGACGAUGAUGAUGAUGAUGAAGGAGAUUAUUUCGACAGAUUAUUUGAUGAUAUUUUGGGAGAAGACGACGACGACGAUGACGACGAUGAUGAAGAAGACGAACCAGUGAAACCACAACCAGUUGCAUCGUCCACAGCCGCCCCAGUCGAUCCCAUCAUCAGCGAGGACCAAAACUCCAGUGGCGGAGAAGCCGAUAUUUCCGGGGAAACUGAAUAUCCCAACAAUGAAGGUACCUUCGUAGAAAAUGCCCCUGAUAACGACGUAGUUAACAAGGACCCUGUUGAUGAAGACCAAAACGAAGAUAACUCAGUUGUCAAACCAGUUAUUGUACAGCCUGUUCCUGCUGAAGAACCCGUGGCAAAUGAUGAUGAUGACGACGACGACGAUGAUGACGAUGACGAUGAUGAAGGACUUGGUUUGGCCGAUGAUGAUGACGACGAUGACGACGACGAUGAUGAAGCGGCCGAUGACGACGAUGAUGACGAUGACGAUGACGACGAGGGAUCCCUAGAAGACGUCAUUGAUGCCAAAAGAUCACGUGCCUUAAAUUCAUCACCAAAAAUGCCCGCCAUUUACAUCUCAAAAUACAACAGAUUUGUCGACAACAUAAUCGGCAGGAUCAACAGGAUUCUAGGAAAGUCAUACGAUCCCGUCAGGGUAAAACUGCAGUCAGGCGAAUCCAAGAAGAACAAAGGCAAGAAGAAAACCACCAAGACCAAAUCGAAGAUAUCGACUCGCCCAAAAAUGGAGAUGCCAUCUACCAAACAAGAGGAAAUGCCGAUAGCUAGAGCCAAUGGCGGCGAAUCCAAUGAAGGAACUUUCAUCCUCGUAUCCAAAAACGGAGAACCGGUGUUGAGGAAUAUCACAGUAAAAACAGAAAAGACACAAACUAGAGCGGCAUCCACAUCGAAUAAAAAUAAGAAAAGGAAAUCUAAUAAGAAUAAAACGAAAUCUGAAGCUAAUAAAAAUAAAAAUAAAACAAAAUCUACAAGCAGUUCUAAAGUGAGAGCAACAUUGUUUGGACUUAGUAGUAUCAAAAGGGAUGGAGAUGUGGCAGUCAAUAUGAUGACUGACCACACAACAGUAAAAACAAACUUCAUACUUGGUCCUCUAACUCUCAGAGUUGAAAGAGAGUUCGGAAAGGGAGCAAGGAGAGAACUAAAGAGUGCCACUGCAACCACUGCUGAAAUGUAUGGAAGACUGAACCUAAAGAUUAUCCAUGGUGGAGCUGCUACUUUACAUUCCAUCAGAGUUCUACAGCCAAAACAGUUGAGGAUAGAUAGCGAAGAAGAACAUGAAAAGACUAAAGAAUUUUUGUGGAAGAAGACAUCUCAUAUUGCCAGUGUUGUCUCCCAAAAGUUAGCAGCAGCUGCCAGAUCAAUGCUCAAGCCACCACCUAAGGCGUAAUAUCUCCCACUUUCAGAGUGAAAGAACUUGAACUGAUCCUCAUAAUAUUUAUUUAUUUAUUAUUUACUAUUUAUUUUUUUAGAAUUAAGUAAUUUAUUGUUCAUAAAUAAACAUUUUUAGUAAA
Messenger RNA from Harmonia axyridis, 2086 nucleotides. RefSeq names its product pre-rRNA 2'-O-ribose RNA methyltransferase-like. The record is from RefSeq and is a predicted model, not a curated record. The transcript is spliced from 7 exons. Lineage: Eukaryota; Metazoa; Arthropoda; Insecta; Coleoptera; Coccinellidae. Bases 166 to 1962 code for a protein of 598 amino acids.